GUCAAGAAUAUUCAGGUAGUGGCUGCAGUUCUACCUCUGGUCUAGCUGCCAUGAAUCAUGGGCAAACUACCAGCAAAGGACUCUCCACUCAAGCACACAUUUACCAGCAACCACCACGGCUUCUCAUUGUGCAUGUCGCUCUGCCUUCAUGGGCUGACAUCUGCUCCAACCUUUGUGAGGCUCUGAAGAACUUUUUCUCUCUAGCCUGCAGCUUGAUGGGCCCCAGCCGCAUGUCCCUGUUCAGCUUAUACAUGGUGCAAAAUCAUCACGAGUGCAUCCUCCCCUUUAUGCAAGUGAAAGGAAAUUUUGCUAGGUUGCAGACCUGCAUCUCAGAGCUACGCAUGGUACAGAGAGAAGGUUGUUUCAGGCCACAGGGCACUUCUCUGACACUGGCAGUAGAGGAUGGGCUUCAGCAGUUCAAACAGUACAGCAGACAGGUGGCCUCAAGUGCAGCUCUGACCUACACUUCCCUGGAGAUUACUAUUCUGACUUCUCAGCCUGGAAAAGAGGUGGUCAAACAAUUGGAAGAAGGCUUGAGAAAUACUGACCUAGUCAGAGUCAGGAGGCUUCAGGUCGUUGAGAUCACAAAAGAAGCCCUAGAAUGUAUGGAAUCAGCAUCCCCUGUUAAGGAGCCCAGCAAUGAUGAGAGUUCCAUCUUGGGAACUGACAUUGACCUUCAGAUUAUAGACAACGAUAUUAUCAGCAUGGAGGUUUUCUUCAAAGCCUGGCUACACAACAGUGGAACCGACCGAGAACAUAUCCAUCUCCUUCUUCCUUCAGGGUGUUUCAGCAAGUUUUCCAGAGCCAGAGAUAAUCCAAUGUGUCUGAAAUGUGAUCUCCAAGAGCGACUUCUCAGCCCAUCUCUGCUUCCUGGCACAGCUGAUGGCUCCUUGAGAAUGGAUGACCCCAAAGGAGACUUCAGCACACUCUACCAGAUGGCUUCCCAGUCAACAGCCUCUCAAUAUAAGCUACGGGUGAUUAAGGCUCUAAAAUUUAGUGGCAUCUGCGAGUCACUGAUGUAUGGACUCCCGUUCAUCCUCAAACCCACAAGCUGUUGGCAGCUGGACUGGGAUGAGCUGGAGACAAAUCAGCAGCAUUUUCAUGCUUUGUGUCACAGCUUGCUGAAAAGAGAGUGGCUGCUGUUGGCCAAAGGGGAGCCCCUGAGCCUGGAGUACAGCCAGAGAGUCUCUGCCAGCACCUUCUAUGUGAUCAUGCCAUCACCCUCCCUCACUCUGCUGGUUAAGGCUGUGGCCACACGUGAACUGAUGCUGCCUAGCUCCUUCCCCCUGCUACCUGAGGACCCAACUGAUGACAGCCUUAAGACUGUGGAGAGCAUGCUGGACACCCUGGAACUAGAGCCCACCUACAACCCAUUGAAGGUCUGGAGCCACCUGUACUCACACCUGAACAGCAUGUUGGCCAAACCUCAAGGGCAGGUCCAAUCAAGCCGGGAGAGCCAGGCCCUGAGGAAGCAUCCCUACAAGGCUGGGCAAUUGCAGGCCAACCGAGUUCGAGCCACAGUGGCCCCUCUGCCUAUGACUCCAGUCCCAGUCAGAGCCCCCAAGAUGCCAGCAGCCCAGAAAGCUUCCUCUGAAGACUUCUUGCUUCCUUCUAAUGAGGAGGAGGAGGAAGAGGAUCCCUGA
Messenger RNA from Orycteropus afer afer, 1643 nucleotides. RefSeq names its product meiosis 1 associated protein (gene M1AP). The record is from RefSeq and is a predicted model, not a curated record. Gene Ontology annotation, biological process: meiosis I; spermatogenesis; male meiosis chromosome separation. NCBI's taxonomy places the organism in Eukaryota, Metazoa, Chordata, Mammalia, Tubulidentata, Orycteropodidae.